Molecule: messenger RNA, 1095 nt
Organism: Lontra canadensis (Northern American river otter)
Lineage: Eukaryota; Metazoa; Chordata; Mammalia; Carnivora; Mustelidae
Gene: COQ9
Product: coenzyme Q9
Exons: 9
Coding region: 30-995 (321 amino acids)
Biological process (GO): ubiquinone biosynthetic process
Cellular component (GO): mitochondrial inner membrane
Molecular function (GO): lipid binding
Source: RefSeq, a predicted model, not a curated record
UAACAGUCGGCAGCGUGCCCGCUUCCAGGAUGGCGGCGGCGGCGGCGGCGGCGAUGUCCGGCGCGCUCGGCCGGGCGGGCUGGAGGCUCCUGCAGCUACGGCGCCUGCCCGCGUCCCGUUGCCAAUCAGCUGUGGUGUCACGUGCCUUCCAUGCUUCAGCCUUGCAGCUAAAGACUACAGAUGAGCAGAAACAACCACCUCCCCCAUCUUUUUCUCAGCAACAUUCUGAGACACAUGAGGCAGAAGAACCCCAUCCAGAAUCUUCUCGUUCACCUCCCAGGUACACAGAUCAGGGCGGUGAGGAGGAGGAGGACCAUGAGAGCGAGGAGCAGCUGCAGCACCGCAUCCUGACGGCAGCCCUGGACUUUGUGCCUGCGCACGGGUGGACAGCAGAGGCCAUCGCAGAAGGAGCCCAGUCCCUGGGUCUGUCCAGUGCGGCAGCCAGCAUGUUUGGGAAUGACGGCAGUGAGCUGAUCCUGCAUUUUGUGACCCAGUGCAAUGCUAAGCUCGCUCGCGUGCUGGAAGAGGAGCAGAAGCUGGUACAGCUGGGCCAGGCAGAGAAGAGGAAGACAGACCAGUUCCUGAGGGACGCAGUGGAAACCAGACUGAGAAUGCUGAUCCCGUACAUUGAGCACUGGCCCCGGGCCCUCAGCAUCCUCAUGCUUCCUCACAACAUCCCAUCCAGCCUCAGCCUGCUCACCAGUAUGGUGGAUGACAUGUGGCACUAUGCUGGGGACCAGUCCACUGACUUUAACUGGUAUACCCGGAGAGCUGUGCUGGCUGGCAUCUAUAACACGACAGAGCUGGUGAUGAUGCAGGACUCCUCCCCAGACUUUGAGGACACUUGGCGCUUCUUGGAUAACCGGAUUAAUGACGCAAUGAACAUGGGCCAUACCGCCAAGCAGGUAAAGUCCACUGGAGAGGCACUGGUGCAGGGACUCAUGGGUGCAGCAGUGACGCUCAAGAACUUGACAGGUCUGAACCAGCGCCGGUGAGCAUCACGGGGUGUGAGCGAGAGUGCCCAGAAGAAAAGCUACAGAUAAAUUGAAAGGGCUUUGGAAAAUAAGAAGUGCCAUCCACGGAACAGGGUGUUAA